Molecule: messenger RNA, 2230 nt
Organism: Canariomyces notabilis
Lineage: Eukaryota; Fungi; Ascomycota; Sordariomycetes; Sordariales; Chaetomiaceae
Product: cytochrome P450
Exons: 3
Molecular function (GO): heme binding; oxidoreductase activity, acting on paired donors, with incorporation or reduction of molecular oxygen; iron ion binding
Source: RefSeq, a predicted model, not a curated record
GUGGCAGGAGCAAUGGCAUCAAUUCCUUGUAUUUCUUGUGGUUCGGGCUGGGCAUCUCCAACUUCAACUUUAAGCCUCUCCAACCACAACAAAAACCACACCUUCUCCUAACGCUUUUCAAGCUGACGAAGCUAAAGCCCGAAAACGUGGCCCGGACCCCGGAGUUUAUUCCCUAUAACCCGCGGCAAUUCGCCGACUGCGUGUUGCACGAGACUCGGUGUUGCGACUCCCAAGUUCCCAACUGUGGCCCCCAUUGUUCAGGUUCCGGCUAGGGCUAGCUUCAAUCGUACCCAGGUUCCAGGCCAAAUGAUUCGUCUGUGAAGUUUAUGAGCGUGAUCCUUCGAACAGAGGUCCCUGCGCUGCCGCGGAUCAUGGAUGGCCAACAUAAAGCUCUGUUCCCCCGCGUCGUUAAUCCAUACACAUUAGCUAGGGAUUCAAAGCUCUGUCAGGUUAGACGCCCUCGACUAAUAACACGAUGGACGCCUCUAGCUCGCAAUCAAGCUCGGCGCUCGUAUUGAGGGCGGUCGGCUUCCUCAUCCUGCUUGUCCUCGCGCGAUUCUUUCACCGCAUGCACCAAGUCCGUACGCUGGUCAGGAGGUAUCACAAGGAAAAUGACUUGGAAAUGUUACCGCAUUCAUAUCUCCUGGGCCACAUACUGGUCACAGCCAAGAUCAUGGCCAAGUAUCCCAGGGACAUUUACCCGUUGAGCGUGGCCACGCUCGUGCUGCAGCAUUACCCGCAUCUGGAAAAGAAUGGCUUCUUCGUCAUGGAUUCGUGGCCGUUCGUCGAGCCCAUGAUCUACGUCUUUGAUCCCGAAAUGUCGGCCCAAUUCACCCAGGCAUACUCGCUGCCCAAGGCUCACAUGGUCAAGUCGGAAUUCCGGCCGCUGACCCAGAACAAGGACCUCGUAACGCUCGACGGCCCCGAGUGGAAGCGGCUGCGAAGCAUCUACAACCCGGGGUUUUCGGCCAAGAACCUCAUGUCCAUGGCGCCUGUUUUUCUUGAGGAGAUACGCGUCUUCAUUGAUCGACUCAGGGCGGCGGCCAAAUCGGGCGAGGUCCUGCGCAUCGAGGAGCCCAUCACCAACUUGGCGACGGAUGUUAUCGGGCGUGCCGUCUUAGGGACGCGUAUGCACUGCCAGACGCGCCACAACCCCUUUCAAAAGGCUCUCGCAAAACAAAUCUCAUGGGUCUGCCCCGAAUACACGCCGCCUUCCCUACUCAAGCUCAUCAACCCGGCUCGGCUGCCGCUGAUGUGGAACUACAACCGCAUCAUGCGCAACUAUCUGCUGCCCAUCCUCAAACAAACCGUCGUCUCCCACCAGGCCGGCGACGGCGGCGCUGACAUGAUGAACCCAGCCGGCCCGGGCCCGGGCCCGGGCGACUUCAAAACCAAGACGGUCGUCUCCCUCGCCGCCAGAGCCUAUCUCGCCGAGAAGAAGGGCGAGGGCGACCAGCCGCCUUCUUCCGUUACCGUACCAUCAUCCGGCCGAGACCGAGACGACGUGCAGCUGGACCGGGAAUUCAUCGACAUGGCCAUCGCGCAGUUCGUAAUUUUCAUCUUCGCGGGCCACGACACCACGGCCGUCACGCUCUGCUUCGCCUACCACUUGCUCUCCCAAAACCCCUCUUGCUUGGCCAAACUGCGCGCCGAGCACGAUGCCGUCUUUGGCAGCCAGGACCGUGACCCGUCCCCGUCAGCAGCAGUCGAAUCCUCGCUAUGCGCCAACCCAAACCUCCUCAACUCCCUACCCUACACCACCGCGGUAGUGAAAGAAACCCUCCGCCUCUUCCCCCCGGCUGCAACGGUUCGUGAAGGCCAGCCGGAUUUCUUUUUGCGCGACCCGCGCACGGGGAAGCGGUACCCGACCGCUGGUCUGUUAGUGCACCAAAACUCGUACGCAACACACCACUUGGAGUCACUCUUCCCUCGCCCGUUCGAGUUUGUGCCCGAGCGGUUUCUAGCGAGCGAGGGCGAGCCGCUGUACGUGAGGAAAAACGCGUUCCGUCCCUUCGAGCUGGGCCCUCGAGCGUGCAUCGGCCAGGAGCUGGCCGUGAUGGAAAUCAAGAUGAUUCUGGCCAUGACGGUGCGCGAGUUUGAGAUUGAGAGCUGCUUCCCGCGGCCUGGGGAGCCGGGGGCGAGGGAGAUUUUGGGGCAUACUGUUUACCAGGUUGGGCAUAUGACUGGACAUCCGAAGGAUGGGAUGCCUGUGCGUGUGAGGGUGAGAGGC